UGUUGUCUGUAUUGUUGUAUAUAUUAACACUACUUUAAUAUCAGCGGUGCUGUCGAGGCGUGCGUUUCAUUGAAGACAUUGUAUGAACUGAUAGUUUAUAUAAUAAAUAACAACAAUUUGUUGACUAAAUUAUCACCGAUUAACUGAUCCAAUCACAUAAUAAUGACCAACACUGUUACCCAACAGAAACCUGAAGCUGAGAUCAAGGCUGAACAGGAAGGUUCGGCCACAGAGUCAGACUCUGAGGAGAAUGAUUCGGACGAAGUGCCCGAUUUGACUGAUGCCGACGGCAAAGACAAGUCGGCCGACGCCAGCAAUGCAUUGUUUGACGAAAGCGGAUCAAAAGCUAAACAAUCGAGAAGUGAGAAGAAGGCGCGCAAAGUUAUGUCCAAAUUGGGUCUCAAACAAGUGACAGGUGUUAACCGUGUGGCCAUUCGUAAGUCGAAGAACAUACUGUUCGUAAUCAACAAACCAGAUGUCUAUAAAUCACCCGCAAGUGAUACAUAUAUUGUGUUCGGUGAGGCAAAGAUCGAAGAUUUGUCACAGAAGGCUCAGAUGGCCGCAGCCGAGAAGUUUAAAGCACCCGAAGCCGGUGCCGGAGGUUUGGCCAGUGGUCUAGAAUCUGUUGCGCCGGGUAUUAAUCAACCGACAACUGCACCGAUUGCUGAAGAAUCUGAUGAAGACCAGGAAUUGGAUGAGAGCGGCGUUGAGGCCAAAGACAUCGAGUUAGUCAUGUCUCAGGCGGGUGUCAGUCGAGGAAGGGCUGUAAAGGCACUCAAGAAUAACAGCAAUGACAUUGUAAAUGCCAUUAUGGAGUUAACAAUGUAGUGACCAUUGAGACCAACUGACCACUCAAUUCUGUCACAUAAUUUAAUAUCAAAUGACUGUUAAUUCGUUUACGUUUUUUUAAAAAAUAUAAUAAUUUUUAUUUCACUUACGGUAAUAAUUAUUAUUGAAUUGUAUGAAAUAACAUUAAAUAUUAAUAAUAAUAAUAAAAUGAUUUUAAUGAUAU
Messenger RNA from Oppia nitens, 1012 nucleotides. RefSeq names its product nascent polypeptide-associated complex subunit alpha-like (gene Nacalpha). The record is from RefSeq and is a predicted model, not a curated record. Lineage: Eukaryota; Metazoa; Arthropoda; Arachnida; Sarcoptiformes; Oppiidae. The transcript is spliced from 2 exons. Gene Ontology annotation, biological process: protein targeting to membrane. Bases 163 to 828 code for a protein of 221 amino acids. Gene Ontology annotation, cellular component: nascent polypeptide-associated complex; cytoplasm.